AUGGGGAAAGCAAAAGUAUGGAGAGAAGAAGUGACCUGGCUUGCGAGCAAAGUUGGUGUGGAUGACUACAGCUCAGAGUCUGAUGUGAUUAUUAUACCUUCAGCCCUGGACUUUGUCUCACAAGAUGAAAUGUUGACGCCUUUGGGAAGACUGGACAAGUACGCUGCAAGUGAGAACAUAUUUAACAGGCAAAUGGUGGCUCGAAGUUUGCUGGACACCUUGAAGGAAGUCAGUGAUGACGAGAGAGAUUGUAUUGCUGUUUUGGAGAGAAUCAGCAGAUUAGCUGAUGAUUCAGAGCCAACCGUGCGGGCAGAACUGAUGGAACAGGUACCUCAUAUUGCUAUGUUUUGUCAAGAAAACAGACCUUCAAUCCCAUACGCUUUUUCCAAAUACUUACUUCCUAUCGUAGUACGAUACCUCGCAGACCAGAAUAACCAGGUAAGAAAAACAAGCCAGGCUGCAUUGCUAGUUCUGUUGGAGCAAGAACUCAUAGAGAGAUACGAUGUGGAGACCAAAGUAUGUCCUGUUCUCAUAGAACUGACAGCUCCAGACAGCAAUGAUGAUGUGAAGACGGAAGCUGUGGCAAUAAUGUGCAAAAUGGCCUCUAUGGUGGGAAAGGACAUCACAGAAAGACUUGUUCUGCCUAGGUUUUGUGAGAUGUGCUGUGACUGCAGAAUGUUUCAUGUUCGUAAGGUAUGUGCAGCCAAUUUUGGAGAUAUCUGCAGUGUGGUUGGGCAGCAAGCCACUGAAGAAAUGCUGCUGCCGAGGUUUUUCCAACUCUGUUCUGAUAACGUGUGGGGAGUUCGGAAAGCCUGUGCCGAGUGCUUCAUGGCUGGGUAUGGAGAACAUAACUUGUUUCAUGUACCUGAUGGAAGAUUAUUUAUUUAUGUGAUUUGUUUUUAAUGGGACCCCUUCCACUAGGUCCGCCAAGCUGCCUUUCAGUCUCUGGGACCUUUCAUAUCAACUUUUGCUAACCCAUCCAGCAGUGGCCAGUAUUUUAAAGAAGAAGAUGGUAAAAACCCAGAGGAUCUUGGUUCUGCACAGGAAAAUGGUGAACAGAUCAGGACUGCAGAAGAAGUCACAACAGAGGAUGAGCACAAUAGGACAGAGGAUCCGUCUUUGCAUGUCAGUAAUGACAAAUUUGCACCAGAACUUGACAAUGCCAUGGAAGAUCAAAAUUCAAUGACACAGAGCUCCCAGAGGGAAACGGAUUUCCAGUCUGAGUCAUCCUUUCAUUGCACUUCAGAGCCUUGUGGGAAAAUGGCUGAUGAGAACGAGCGAGGCUCUCACCAUUGCACAGCGGGACUGCAGGAGACUGGUGUGAGUUCACAAGAAACCUCUCUCUCAGAGCAGGAAUUAUAUAACUCUUUCCAUUUCUGGAGGACUCCACUUCCUGAAAUAGAUAUUGACUUGGAGCUUCUGCAGACUUCUGAGAUAAUACUCAACAGAGAAAUUCAGGAACUCACUAUGCCAGUGUCCUCAAACAUUCCCAUGGCAACAAGGAAGGAGUUGGAAGAAAUGAUAGAAAAUUUGGAACCCCAUAUAGAUGAUCCAGAUGUUAAAGGUAUAGUAAAGAUUCUGAAGCAUUUUUAAUAUUUGGAAAUUCACAUGUGCUUCUUUAGCAGUUUGAGCUUCAACUUUUGGCUUUCUUAACAGCAGGCAAUGAAAGUACUUUCUCCUGGUCCCCAGAGAGAUUAUAUCUGCUUUGAUU
Tinamus guttatus (white-throated tinamou) is the source of this 1711-nucleotide messenger RNA. The record is from RefSeq and is a predicted model, not a curated record. NCBI's taxonomy places the organism in Eukaryota, Metazoa, Chordata, Aves, Tinamiformes, Tinamidae.